Perca fluviatilis (European perch) is the source of this 5955-nucleotide messenger RNA. It is a transcript of the gene kif14, whose product is annotated as kinesin family member 14. The transcript is spliced from 29 exons. NCBI's taxonomy places the organism in Eukaryota, Metazoa, Chordata, Actinopteri, Perciformes, Percidae. The coding region runs from base 286 to 5193 and encodes 1635 amino acids. Gene Ontology annotation, molecular function: ATP binding; microtubule binding; microtubule motor activity. Gene Ontology annotation, biological process: microtubule-based movement. The record is from RefSeq and is a predicted model, not a curated record.
CAAUCAGCUGUCACUGGCGGAGACGAUUUGAAAUUGAAGCGGGCGGAAGAGAUGAGGGGACAAUAACAAACAGAGGGAGCUCUGUUGCCUGAACACUAGCUAGCUACUUGGUUUUUAUUCUAAUGGAUUUAUAUUCACGUUUAACCAACAUACAUGCGUCCGUCUUACAUAUUUUUCAUGCCGUCUAUUGUGGGUGGCUAGAGCAACCGGAGUGAAGUUGCCGUUAGCUAACGUUAGCCGGUGAGCUCAUUUCUCAAGUUUUUUUGUUUUAAGCAGCAGACUGCCAUGUCGUUAUUUAGUGUACAAGCGAGGAAGCAUACGACUUAUUAUGACCAUCUAAUGUCAACAUCAUCAUCAUCAUCCAGGACACCGGGCAGAGAGCGCCUGGCAGAGAAAAAAGCGACGGACACAACGGGAGGCAUAACAUCCGGAGACUCUACGUGUGAAAUCAGCAGGUCAUCUGAUAAAAGCCGAAACAGGACUUAUGUCAUCUCUGCGCUGUCAAAAAGCGGCGGCGGGCAGCAGACUCCUUACCGUAGCCGACUCACUCUGCAGAGGAGGUCAAGGAGGAAGACGGGGUCUGAAAAGGCGGAGAUAACGAUGGUUGAAAGCAGCCAGAAUACCACACCAGCUCCGGAGAAGAGACUGACCCUGCAGCGCAGGACCAGGACUCCGUCAAUGGAUAAAAGCGCACACGGGAAGCGUGAAGUUAGCGGCACUGGCAUGCAGCCAACGCCGAAAAUUCUCAGUGAACCAAAUGGUAGAGCAGCCGGUGUGUUCCGAUCUAUGAGUUUAAGAGACACUGCCUGUAAGAGCAAAGGAAAAGAAACCGCUGCUCCUGUGCAAACACAUGGAAGGCUGGCGCACAGCAGAACGCCCUCUUCUUCUACCACAAGUAGGCAGCUAGAGGACCAGGCCCAAACCCCUACCAAAAAGACCCCGUUUGAGAAAAUCGCCGCCAAGAGAGACGUGUUCGAGAGACUGGCAGGGAAAGACGCUCCUAAACCAGUGGCAGUCAAAUCUGCAAGUCUAGAGAGGCCCAAAUCCCGAGCACAGCAGGCGGAAGACACGAAACCUGUCCCAGCUCACCGUGUCAACAAGGCGUACACAGGUGUGCACAAGCCAAACGCAGCGUUGCAGGUGAGAAAGAGAUCCGCCUCAGUUCAAAAGGUGGACGUGACCCAAACCAGGACAUCCACCCCUGCUCCUGCUCAAGCCCCUACCGAGCAGCUCCUGUCCCGUCCCAGCGAGGCUCCGAAGCAGCACGAUUCAUUAAAGAUGGAAAACAGCGCAGUGACCGUUGCAGUCCGUGUACGCCCUUUCAAUGCCAGGGAGAAGGCGGAGAAGGCAUUGCAGGUCAUCUUCAUGAAUGGUCAGGAGACUGCUGUCCAGCAUCCGGACUCCAAACAGCGCCACUCCUUCAACUAUGACUUCUCCUUCUGCUCGGUGGAUGAGGGUGACCCCACUUUCGCCAGCCAGCAGACGGUGUACGAGACUCUGGCACAACCUCUGCUGCUGAGGGCCUUCGAAGGAUUCAACACCUGCCUGUUUGCCUACGGCCAAACAGGCUCUGGGAAGUCGUACACGAUGAUGGGCUUUGGAGAGGAGGAAGGGGUAAUCCCGCGAUUUUGUCAGGAGCUUUUUUCUCGAUUGCCAUCCAUGGAAAAUGAAGAGGUCAACUGUCAUGUAGAGAUGAGCUAUUUUGAAGUGUACAAUGAGAAGAUCCAUGACUUGCUGGUGACCAGAGAUGAGCCAAACCAAAGGAGGAUGCCCCUGAGGGUGAGGGAACAUCCUGUUCAUGGUCCCUAUGUUGCUGAACUCACUGCGAAUAUUGUGAGCUCUUACAAUGACAUUCAGGGUUGGCUAAAGCUGGGCAACAAGCAGAGAGCCACAGCAGCUACAGGAAUGAAUGACAAGAGCUCCAGAUCUCACUCCGUCUUUACCCUGGUUAUGACCCAGACUCAGACUGAGUUUGUGGAGGGCGAGGAACAUGACCAUAGUACCAUCAGCAAGAUCAACCUGGUGGACCUGGCAGGCAGCGAACGCUCAAACUCUGCCCAGACAAGUGGAGAUCGACUCAGGGAGGGUGCGAGCAUCAACAAAUCCCUGCUUACCCUGGGAAAGGUCAUCUCUGCCCUGUCAGAACAGGCACUGACCAGAAAGAAGGUCUUCAUACCGUACAGAGAGUCUGUCCUGACAUGGCUGUUGAAAGAGAGCCUCGGUGGUAAUUCCAAGACGGCCAUGAUCGCCACACUGAGCCCAGCCGGCAGCAAUGUGGAAGAAAGCCUAAGCACUCUGCGCUAUGCCCAGCAGGCCCGCACCAUCAUUAACGUGGCAAAAGUCAAUGAGGACACCAGUGCCAAGCUCAUCAGAGAGUUGAAGGCGGAGGUGGAGAAGCUGCGAGCAGCCCAGACGAGCUCCCAGGGCAUCGAACCUGAGAGGGUCCGGCUGUUCCAGCAGGAGAUCUCCGGCCUGAGGAACAAACUCUGUCAGCAAGAGAGAGAAAUGGUUGAGGCUAACCGGGCAUGGAGAGAGAAACUGGAGCAAGCUGAAAUCCGCAAACGUGAAGAGACCAAAGAGUUGCAGAAAGCAGGCGUGACAUUCAAAGUGGACAAUCGUCUACCUAACCUGGUGAAUCUGAACGAGGAUCCUCAGCUGUCUGAGAUGCUUCUCUACAUGAUCAAAGAGGGUCGAACCACAGUGGGCAAGCUCAAGUCUGAGUCUCGGCACGACAUCCAGCUGACAGGAGCCCUCAUCGCGGACCAACACUGUGUCAUAACCAACAUCCAGGACACUAUCAGCAUCACUCCAACAGAAAAUGCCAAGACCUUUGUUAAUGGAAACCUCAUAUCUGAAUCCACUGUCCUACACCAUGGCGACCGGGUGAUUCUCGGUGGAGACCACUACUUUCGCUUCAACCAUCCAGCAGAGGUGCAGUCUGGGAAGCGGGUGUCAUGCUGGACAGGUGCAGGCGAUGGCCAGAAAGACUUUGAAUUCGCCAAAAAUGAGCUACUCGCGGCUCAAAGAGCUCAGCUGGAGGCAGAAAUUGAAGAAGCCCAUUUGAAGGCAAAAGAAGAGAUGAUGCAGGGAAUCCAGAUGGCAAAAGAGGUCGCCCAAAAAGAGCUGUCUGACCAGAAGGCGCUUUAUGAGGACAGGAUCCGAGCCCUGGAGAGAGAGCUGGACGAGGAGACUGAGCGAAAGCUUCAACAGGAGUUGGACCAGCAGAGGGUUGCCAGCCAGAUGGCAAAGCUGCAAAUGGCCAAGCAGGAGCUGGAGCAGGAGGUGGACACCCACAAGAAACGAGUCCGGCUGCAAAUGGAGGCCCAGGCGAUGGAGGAACACGGUGUGUGUCAAGCGAAGAUUGUUGAUGCACUGGAGGCGGAGAAGAGAAAGAUCGCCAAAGAGCUUGAGGAGAUGCAGAAGAAAAGAGCCUUAAGGCAAAAUCACACUCCCCGAAAAGUCUCUCCACAGUGGGGUGCCAUGAAGUUGUCUCUGAUGAUUGAGGAAGCUAAUAAGAUCAGUGCUAAACUGAAGAAACACACAGUCUUCACCAGACACGAAAGCUCCGAAGAUGAGAAACUUCAGCAGGGUGGUCUGCUACAGGUGCGGGUUCAAAACACAAAGCUGGGGAUCUCCACUUUCUGGAGCCUGGACAAGUUCCAAAACAACAUUGCUGCCAUGAGGGAACUCGAUCAGGGGGAUUCCACCUCUAAAGAUGACGAUGUGUUUUAUGGCCCUGAUGAUGAGUGGGAGCAAGAUAUAUCGGCCUCCUCUGCUUCCACCUCCUCCUUCUCACGCCGAAGGAGCAGAAGCUUGUUGAAAAGCAGAAGAAUCUCAGGGCGUCUCUACGAGAUCCGGGUCCAUCCCAUUCAGAGCCUCCACAACAGCUCCUCACAGUCUGCUGGCUUGAUGGGUGUGGCCAAACCGCCAUCCACCCAUUUGAGUAGCUCAGACUCUGCCAUGCCUGGCAUCUGCAAGGAGCUGAUUGGCCAGUCUGUCGCCCGUCUGCGUGGUUGUACUGGGACAGAAGAGAGCUUGGCAGACAGGUUGGUUUCUGAUCUGCACCUGAUGUAUUCGGCAGUCCAAACCAUAUCUGACCUAUACGACAGCCUGGAUGACGACAGCCAGGAGAACGUCUUUGUGUGUAACUUGGUGGCCCAGACUCAACUGGUCACGGCCACCACAGCCAUAGAGAGUGCAGUGCUGGUUACCAUGCAGUGGUUUGCCAGCGUUAAACUCUCCUCCAGCCCACUCUACACCAUCGCUGAGGAACUCAAGAGCCAAGUUAAGAAGAUGGGAGGAUUCUUCCAGCUGCUCAUUCAGGGUUGUGAAUCUGAGAUUACAUCAAUGGUGACAGAGGCACGGAGGAAGAGCAGUCGGUGCCUGGAUGCAGCAUUGCUUGCACUUGGCCACCUGGCGGCGGUGACAGGCAUGCCGCUGAAUGCUAUGGAGCGGGGUGUCCAGGCCACAGGCAAGGAAUCAGUUGUCAUGUGUCUGCUGAGAGGGACGGAUAAGGGCGUUGGCUCUCUCUUAGAGGAAAGUCUCACCAUCACCAGUGAAAUGCUGAGAGAGGCUCAGCUGGCCUACCCCAGGAACCCAGUCCUGCAGAGCCUAAAAUCCAAGACGCUUGACUUAGCCCGUGCUCUGCAGAACUACAUGCACUGCCAUAUCAGGGAGAGGGAGACGGACCCAGAUGAGGGGGAGGAGGCGGCGGAGGAAGAGGCCUCAGCUUCCCAUUUGCAGAAACUGAGGACUACAGUGACCAAGCUGUUCCAGCUGAACCAGGCCAUCAGACAGCUGCAUUCCUGUCUGUCCACCGCCCUGCGAGGAAAAGACCGAGACUCUAACCUCAGCAGCAGCAGAGAGCUGAUCUCCUCGUCUGCCAAGGCUGUCGGUGAGCAGAUCGCUGGUCUGUCCAAGGAGGGAGCACUGACGCCGUCCCUACAGCUUCCCUUUCUUCAGAAUGUCAUGGCUGCACGAGAUGAGCUCCACUCUGCCCUGCAGUCCCUGUCCUCCUGCUGGAACCAACAGGGGGCAGGAGAGAGCAGAAGUUCUGCCGCUUCAGAUAAGAGCACAGACGAGGAAAUCUUGAGUAAAGAGACUCGCAGUGCUGUUAGAAAUCGAGUCGUGAGUAAGAUUGUGUACUCUCUCCCUCCUGGUGUGUCGUCCAAAGGCAGCUUACAUUGGGUAUGAUUUAUGCUAUGUGUUUUUCUAUAUGAUGUGCUCACAUUAUGCACGAAUUACUGUAACAUUUUAAAUGCUGAUACAGAAAAAACUUCUGCUGGUAACACCAAAUGGGUCAUAGGCAUUUUUUGCACGCUCCGGUGUCACGUGCCUGGCAUCACAGGCAACAAUCACUGCAGAGACUUAUCCAAGUUGCUAAAAAAAUAAGUUAUAUUCAAGUUAUAUUACAAACUCUGCUUUCUAAAUGUGAGCAAUAUCUGGAUUUUUUACACAGCCUAUUUUUUCAAUUACAAAGAAAAUAAUAAAUGUGGGAAAAAUGAUGUGUCUGUGUAGAUGCUUCAAAAUUUCAGCAAUAAUUCCAGUCAUCGUGUCACUUCUUAUAUGGUGUAAAAAGCAGAGGCCGCCAAAUUGUUCUCUUUUGCAUUGUUUUAAUAAUUCAAACAUGCAUGAUUUCAAUAUGCAGCAGCUCAGGUACAGUGUUUUGUAAAAAAAAAAAUAGAAGAAAUAAUGACAGACUUUCUCCCCACUCUGUGCUGUAUAUGAUUUCUCUCUUGAAUGAAGGCAUAUUUUGUUCUUCCAUUUGCUCAUAUAUGUUGUAAAACGCGCUGCAGCUAUUUGCACUCAGGAGAGACUUGUGUACUCUGUGUUUCUUCUUAAUACAUGUACUUUAACAAAACAGUAUUGUAUGUCCUUUGUAUCACUUGGUAAAAGUUUGUAUCUACAGCAGCUUGUACUUCUGCAAUAAAAUCACUUGGCUGAAUUUGACAAAGA